Molecule: messenger RNA, 5385 nt
Organism: Camelus dromedarius (Arabian camel)
Lineage: Eukaryota; Metazoa; Chordata; Mammalia; Artiodactyla; Camelidae
Gene: UBE2K
Product: ubiquitin conjugating enzyme E2 K
Exons: 7
Coding region: 197-799 (200 amino acids)
Molecular function (GO): protein binding
Source: RefSeq, a predicted model, not a curated record
CGGCGCCAUUUUGGUGGCCGGGCGCGGAGGUGAUUCUACACUGAAGAGAGCGCAGCGGCCGGGCUGGCAGUGGCAGCGUUCGUGUGCUCGGGUGUGAAUCGCCGAGGGAGGAGGUGGUGGAGGAAGAGGUGGCGGCGGCGGCGGUGGUCGUAGCGGUGGCGGAGGAGGCGGGUACGAAUCAGCUGCGGGCGGAGACAUGGCCAACAUCGCGGUGCAGCGAAUCAAGCGGGAGUUCAAGGAGGUGCUGAAGAGCGAGGAGACGAGCAAAAAUCAAAUUAAAGUAGAUCUUGUAGAUGAGAAUUUUACAGAAUUAAGAGGAGAAAUAGCAGGACCUCCAGACACACCAUAUGAAGGAGGAAGAUAUCAACUAGAGAUUAAAAUACCAGAAACAUACCCAUUUAAUCCUCCUAAGGUCCGGUUUAUCACUAAAAUAUGGCAUCCUAAUAUUAGUUCCGUCACAGGGGCUAUUUGUUUGGAUAUCCUGAAAGAUCAAUGGGCAGCAGCAAUGACUCUCCGCACGGUAUUAUUGUCAUUGCAAGCACUGCUGGCAGCUGCGGAACCAGAUGAUCCACAAGAUGCAGUAGUAGCAAAUCAGUACAAACAAAAUCCUGAAAUGUUCAAACAGACGGCUCGACUUUGGGCACAUGUGUAUGCUGGAGCACCAGUUUCUAGUCCAGAAUACACCAAAAAAAUAGAAAACCUAUGUGCUAUGGGCUUUGAUAGGAAUGCAGUAAUAGUGGCCUUGUCUUCAAAAUCAUGGGAUGUAGAGACUGCAACAGAAUUGCUUCUGAGUAACUGAGACAGAGAGAGCUGCUGAUAGUCAAGCUUGCCCCUUCUUGAGGAGCAUCAACAUCUGUUAUUUUUAGGAUUCUGCAUAGAUUUCUUUUAAACUGGCAUUCUUGCCUAAUGAUGUUAUCUAGGCACCAUUGGAGACUGAAAAAAACAAAACAAAAAACAAACCCUGCUCUGUAAAUAAAGCUAAUUAAACGUCUGUGUAAAUUUAAAAAGGGGAAAUACUUUAAUUUUUUUUCUUAAUAGUGUAAAAACUCUUUGAGCUAAGCUAAAACCAUGGAAAAAACAUGCUACUUUAGUGUUUAGCGGUGUACCAAGACUAGCAAGAGUUUGCUUCAGGAUUUUGUUGAAUAAUUAAGAUAAUAUUUUGAGUGUGUCAGGGCCAUUCAAAUUGUUGGUGUUGCAUCACAGCUACCUUAACUGUUUUUAACAUGGAUCCUCUGUGCCUGUGAAUUUACUUGCAUGCUUGUACUUGACUUCUUAGGAUGGGUAGCUGAAAAGACCACCAUUUUAAGCAUUUGAGAAUUCUUAAAUAUGAGAUUUAUCCAGAAUUGAAGAUGGUGACCUAUUCAGAGCCUUCUUGUCCUUGUCAAUAGACUGGGACACCAUAUCUAUUUUUCCCCUCUUACCACACACAGCUAAUAAUCUUAAUAGUAAAUUUCUCUAUAUUUGGUGGGGGAAAUGUGCUGAGGGACAGUAUCCUUUGCUCCAUUUUUAGGUCCUCCAUUUGGAAUGUUUUGUCACAGUUCUUCACUCUUUAAAAUUUCCUAUAUAAGUAAGUAAUAAUGUAAAAAUGGAGCUGCCAUUUUCGUUUCUUUUGCAAAAACAGUAAAUACUUGAUGUUGCAGUAUUCCCAGAUUUAAUGAAAGUACCCAACUUAGUUUUUCAGUGAAUUUAACAUCUUUCUAUUUUUACACUGAUGAAAUUUUUCUUUUAGAACUUGCAAAGAUGAAAACUAUUUGCAGGUUUUUUUAGCCUAAUUUUGGCUUUAUAGAGACUGAUUUAUCGGAUACUUUAAAAGUCACUCUUGCUUGCAUUUCCCCCUAUUAACACAUGAAAGCUGUGUUGGUGUUUUACUGUACAUACUUCAGAUGCACAUAGGAAUAGAAGUGUGUUAUAAAUCUAGCUUUCUUUAUGAUGUUUCUGAUAAUAAGAGAAUUAAAAACUUUACCUUCUCUUGUAUAUAGUCAGACUUUCUAUACGUAUUAAAGUUACAUUUCAUUCUAAGUUCAAAAGUUUGAAAAUUAUUAGUUUUGCAAGCUCAAACACUAAUGUGACCAUUUUAUGAAGGGUGAAAUGGAUUUGUGUAGGCAGUUCUAUACAUAGAAACACAGUUCUUACUAAAUAUUCAGGACCAAUGCAAAAUAACAAAAAUGUAAUGAAAUCAGAAUGAAUUAAAGUAAGGCUGUAUAUUGAAAGUCAUAUUAUAGUUUGCUUUCUUCAAGUGUUACUUAUCCUAAAUUAUAGUCAUUAAGUGUUUGGAAAAUAAUUUUGAACCAUAAAUUCAACAUAAUUUCAUUUGACUUCUCAAUAAUCUUAGAAGCAAUAAAAGAACCAUUAUUAAAUAUAUUGUAAUGUUAAGAUGUGAAGGUUCUUCCAAAAACUUGUAAGCCUUUCCUAAUCAGUAGUAAACUCUUGUAGUUGAUAUUAUUGCAUACUAAACACAAGUUGCCAUGUUUUUUUUCCCCUAUGUGUUUGCUUAAGUAUAAAUUUCUUCACAUAAUUACCUUUAGUUGUAGUUCAGUUACUUUCUAAAGAUGCCAAAGGAAACCAGAUUUUUCUUUAUUUAUUUUAAAUAGCUAAAACCAUGUACUUCUCUUUAUAUUUUUGAAGUUAAGGUUGGAAUUGUGUGAAAAUGUGGACAGUUUUUUUCAUUGUUAGAAUUCUUUUUUUUUUUUAGUGGAGAGCAGCUUGGUAAUAGUAAUAUUUGGAUUAUUUUAAAUAUCAAACACUACCCAGUUUACUAUUUGCCUAUAUUAUCAGGGUAUAUUUAAUUGUCCUGUGGUUUGACAAAGGAGAGAGAGAACUCAGAUUACUAAAGAUCAAGCGUUACGUACUUUGCUAUUGGAGGCAGCUGUACCUUGCCUGUGACUCUUUUAUUCGCGUUAGCCCCUUAGGGUAUACUUCAUUCAACAUCCCUAGUGCCCAGGAAAUUGAAAAGUACAAUAUUUGGUAUGAGAAAUUCUCCAAAAAUGGAUUGUUUAUUUCAGAAAUUUACCUCAUUUACAUUUUGUGUAAUAAUCUCUUUCCUUUCUGGCACUUUUCCGACUGUUGUCUUCUUCUUUUUUUUUUUUUUUUUUUCUUUUCCUGUUGUUUAUUUGUUUGUUUUCCUAUUUUUCUACCGGUAGACUUAUUUCCCCAAACAUAGAAAUAAUGGCAAUUGCUUUUUUCCUCUGGUCUUACAUAUGUUUGGAAAAAAAGACACUAAAAGUGCAGCUCUCGGGAAAAGGCACCCUGGUGGAAAUUAUUUUUAUAAUUCUCAAUGUUUUGUGUUUUGUUUCUCAAAAAUUAUGGUUAAAAUAUAUGUGUGUGUGUGUAUAUAUAUAUAUGUAACUAUACACACACACACACACACACACACACACACACACACACACACACACACACACACACACACACACACACACACACACACACACACAGUUAUAACCCAUUUAGGGCAGGCAGAUUUGCUAGAAGUCACUGAUACUCCAAUAGGUUUUUAUUGUAAUCAGGUCUGUUCCCUGAGUAUGUGCCUGACUUUUAAAAGAAAAAAUAAUCAGUUGUGUAGUAUUUCAGUACAGAGUACUGAAUGAAUGAGCAAUUUGUGACCCAAAUAAGUAUACAGUAAGAGAUAUAUAAAUAUUUGAGGAACUUGGUACUAAAUUAGAUGCUCUGUGUUGGUUCCCCCAAAUGUUUAGAGUUGUGACUAUGGUUUACUUAAAACACAUAACACGUUCAAGAAUAUGUAUCUAUGUGUUUGGAUUCAGAAUAUUUUGCUUUUGGGGAGAGUAAUCUAUGAAAGUAAGGCUGAUUUUUUUCUUUUUGUGGAAAUAUUUCACAUUUGUAAUUGCUGGUAGUGCUUAAAUCUAUGCAAAAUAAUUUUAAAGUAUAGGAAAGAAUUGGCAGAUAAAGUGGAUAUUGCUUAUUUAUGCACUGCAUUAUGCAGCAUAUGUUCCUGCUGCUUAAUAAGUUUAUUAAUGUGAAAAGCAGUUCUUGGCUAUGAGUGUAUGCCUGAUUUCAGCUUUUAAAACUCUGCAUAAGGGUAUGAUAAUGUUUCCACAAUCCUUGUUAGCAGCCCAGGAAAUAAAAGCUUUGCUGCUUUAUUUAUUUAUUUUUUUAAUUAUUUUUUUAUUUUAUUUUUUGGUGUUUUAAAGGUGGAUUUGGGUAGAGAAAAGUUGGAGCCAAUUAUACUUUCUUGCACAUAGAUGGAAACAAUCAAUGUUUGGGUAGGAAAAGAAAGCUGUUUACAGUUAACUUUAUUUCAUGAAUUUAUACAAAAUGAUGUUGUAUUAAUCACUUUUUCUAGUUCAAGAAAUUUCAAUUCCAGGGUACAAACCAUUGGUUUUAAAAAUUUGCAUUGCCAUUCCUUAGUACCAGUUUAAAAUAAAUGCUUAACAUUAGCUAUUUACUAUCAUUGGGGAAUAAGGCAACUUGUAGUAUUUACUGAUAAAUAGCCUUUUUCCCAAGUGUGACUUUUUUGCAGUGUCUACAUACGAUGUCACAUGUUCUGUUUGCACUGUUGCAAUAUGGAUCAAAAAUCUUGUGGCAUAGCAGUGGGAGAAUGUCAGUAUCUCACUUGUCCCAUUUGUUCUGUUACUGCUCUGUUGGACUGAUCUACCCUCUUAAACCUGUGAUCAUCACCUAAAUGUGAGUUGUGAAUGUGUCAACUUUUGCUUGGUUGUUUCAACCAAGCUUUGAAUAUAUAUGUAUGUGUGUAUGUUUGUGUAUACACAUACAUAUAUAUAAUCAGUGCUUAUGUAUAUAAUCAGGUGUGGCACAGUUUAUCAGUUGGAUUCUGGGGGGUGAGUGGAUUCAAAUCAUUUGCACUGUGCUGUUAAAUGAUCCUUGUGUGCUUGCUGUUACCUACUUUUUACAGGCAUCAUAAUAAAAGCUAGACUAUUUCUUUGGGGGGGAAAGAGACUUAUUUAAUGUAAUUUAAAGACUUUUCCAAUAGAAAAUGAAAUACUAUUGAAAAUAAUAUCUAUUUUUUAGCUUUCAGCAAUUGAUGGUACUUUGUUGUGGUGUCUGCUGGAAGUCUACUGCCAUUAUAGGGAUUCUCAUUAACCUCACCGAGAAAGAAUCUUGCUUGUUAGCUUCUCUAGAUCUCUAUUCUAAACAAUCUGUUAGUGACGAUAAAUUCUGUAGGAGGAUCUAUUCUGAGCCGUUAACUUCCUGUAAGGGGAAAAUGGGUGGGUUACCAGAAAGACCAUUGAAGCAGGGUGGGCUAGGGGUGGAGGGCUGGGUAUUUGUCUUGAGAAUUAAGAACUACAAAACACUUUUGUACACAACUGAUUUUUUAAAAAAUAAACACAUUUUUAAAGAUGUUGAAUUUUUUUUCCCCCCUUACUGGGAAUUCUUAAAAAUAAAUGCAUGCAUGUUUUCCCCUGAAAA